AUGAACAAUAAUGACUUGCAAUUAAUUUAUCAAUAUAUGGUUCAACCAACUAAUCAUCAAAAAGAAAAUAAAACUACACAUCAUCAAAAAUUAAUUAACAUUGUUGAACAUUUACUUGAUGAUGAAUUAAAAUCUACAAUUCAUUUAUUAGAUACUAUGUGGUAUUCUAAAGGAUCAAAUAAGGGCAGUUUGCUUUCAUCUUUUUUGCAAAAUAAGGUUUUAAAUUACAUUAAUUCAUCUCUUUAUAAGUCAAAUCAAGAUUCGAUCUUAUUAAUUCAAUAUAAUAAAACUUUAUAUAAAAAAAUCGAUUAA
This is a messenger RNA of Cetraspora pellucida, 312 nucleotides long. Lineage: Eukaryota; Fungi; Glomeromycota; Glomeromycetes; Diversisporales; Gigasporaceae. The record is from the annotation of a GenBank genome assembly.